UCUGUUUCGCCAGUCGCAGGAAACACAGGAAUAGAAGCGGAGAUGAAACGAAAGAGCGCGCCAGAUCACGAGGUCCUCUCGGAGGUUCCCGGCAAAGCCCAGCGGCGGGCGAAGGAGUGGGAGGGCACGAAGGCGAGGGAGGCCGCAGAAUCGACGGAGAAGACACGGGAGACUCCGGGAGAAGACGAAAGUCUGGCUCACGCCGCGGCGGAGUCUUCUCCUUUCUCGACGAAGGAGGCUGGAGCCGUGGAGUGGGAUGGGGAGGCGGAGUUGGGUGGCGUGUCCGGGUGCUGGUGGUGGUGGUUGUGGUGGGGCGUGGACGAGGAGAAGCUCUCGGGUUGGUUCCCCUUCGCGGACGAGGACUUCCUCCGGUGCGAGGACAGGGGAGGCGGAGAGGCUGGGAGCCUCGUCCUGUGGGAGGAGGAAGACCAUGACAUCUGGGAGCUCCGGCGCAUCCACGAAGUCCCCAAUGCAGCCCGACAAUAGGGCAUUUUCUUUCCGGUUUAUGUGUUUCUUCCUCCGCACACAACGUAGAAUUUGAUACUCAGAAAUCAUGCAUUCUUCUUCGGUUGGUUGUGUAUGUUGUCCUCCUGCGUUGUGAGAAAGAUGUUGAUGGA
Messenger RNA from Musa acuminata subsp. malaccensis (wild Malaysian banana), 617 nucleotides. NCBI's taxonomy places the organism in Eukaryota, Viridiplantae, Streptophyta, Magnoliopsida, Zingiberales, Musaceae. The record is from RefSeq and is a predicted model, not a curated record.